AUGGAGGCACUAGGUGCUGCAGCCAGCGUUACCCAGUUCGUCCUGCUUUCACUGAAAUGUGUCAAAGAGGCUCACGAUGCUCUCUCGCAAUACAAAGAUGGGCCGGAUAUCCUAAAACGUCUGGAAAACGACCUUCUUGGUGUACAGAACAUCUUGGAAGCCCUUCGCCAGUCAGAAAACGUAUUAGCCAACAGACCUUUAGAUGCGCAGAUAAAACAAAGCAUCGAGGAUCUUUGCUCAAUAGCAGAACGUCUCGUCGAGUUACAGACCACACCAGGAGACAAAGGAAGCAGACGUUUCUGGAAACACCUUAAAAUAGUUCUGAGCGAGAAUGAUAUGAAUCGCAUAAGAAGUGAGUUGGCACAGAUUGUCAACAACCUAAAUCUACGUCUAUCGGUUUUAUCUUGGAACAUGGUUUCUCAAGCUAGGGAUGGGACACAUCAAAUUCAGCAGCAGAUGCUUACGAUGGACACUUCAUUAUGGUCUCACCAUCAACUACAAACAUCUGGCUUCCAGGACUUGGAGAGCAACCUGUUGAAUAUUUACGAUGGACACCACAGAGACUAUCAAAGCAGGUUGUCUUCAAUUCAACACUCACUUGACUCAACAUCAUCGAUCUCUGUGUCAAGAUUUACGGAUAUGCGUUCGUUAUUGAAUGAGAUUAAAGAUCUCGUUAUUUCGGAGGGUAAAGCUACCAGAGAAGCAUCAGCCGGUAACAAUAUUGGAAUUGAUGGUACGACAAACAAGCCUCAGAAAUCGGCCAUGUUAGAAAGCAUCGAACGUCUCGGCGCCCUGAUUGACGAAAAGCGUGAAACUGUCGAUGUAUACGCAGAAGAUGACGAACUUGCAGAGUCAGCGAUAGAGGACUUACGCAACAUGUUGACUGCUGUACGAGGCGGAAAAGAACUCAAGCUAGAGAAAGAGUUGAAUAAAGGAUUACGUCGAUUCGGUCGAUCAUUUGGACAGAACAAAUUUUCUAUCAAUGCCAAGAGUAAGCCACAUGUCAUCCUUAUGGAUAACUACUUACUAUAUGAGAAGAUCAUGGUAGCCGCCGGGUCGUCGGCAGAGUCUUGGGCCAAGAGAGACAUCACGAACAAGCAGAUAUUGGAAUAG
Molecule: messenger RNA, 1113 nt
Organism: Fusarium poae
Lineage: Eukaryota; Fungi; Ascomycota; Sordariomycetes; Hypocreales; Nectriaceae
Exons: 2
Coding region: 1-1113 (370 amino acids)
Source: RefSeq, a predicted model, not a curated record